Messenger RNA from Galendromus occidentalis (western predatory mite), 3624 nucleotides. Its product is annotated as calcium-activated chloride channel regulator 1-like. The transcript is spliced from 9 exons. The record is from RefSeq and is a predicted model, not a curated record. Bases 1 to 3624 code for a protein of 1207 amino acids. Lineage: Eukaryota; Metazoa; Arthropoda; Arachnida; Mesostigmata; Phytoseiidae.
AUGAAACUCUUACGAGUUUUAUUGCUAAUCUCCAGUGCGUGCUUCAGUCGGUCAGACGCUUCGCGCGUCUUCGUAGACCAGAGUGAUGGGUCAUACAGAAAUUUGGUGAUUGCGAUUUCGCCCAAAGUGAAUCCUCUCCAUGGAAAAACUCUGAUACCGAAUUUAGAAGCCGUCAUCCGGAACGCUUCUGCAGAAUUGCAUAAAAGUCGUGGAGUGUACAUUGGCGAAGUGCACGUUAUCAUUCCGAAGACUUGGACCAAUAAGGCUCAAUGGGCGAGACAGCCGCUGCCCAGACCCGAUUUCCCGACGUGGCAGUCGUUUCGCGACGCUGAUAUUGUCAUCGAACGAGCCGAGGAAUCAGCUUUCGGCGAGAACCCGUCGGUCGUGCAGCACGGAGGUUGCGGUGUACAAGCUCAUAAAAUCGUCAUCCCCGAGAACUUUUUCACGGAUUACGUCCAACGGAACCAUUUCGAAAAAUACGGACCGCCAUCUCGCGUAUUCAUACGUGAAUGGAUCACCUACCGCUAUGGAGUUUUUCGAGAACAUGGAUUCCCGCGCGACCCCAUCUAUCCACUGUACUUCGCUAAACCGUCCGCCGGAAGGCACAGUGACAUCCAGCUCAACUUGUGCACGGAUCGUCCAGUUCGGCCGAAAUUCAAGAACGGCAACGGAGUAGCUUGCAACGCUUCGAUAAACCUACAGAACGGCCUUCCGAUGGACAUGGACUGCAUUCCUGUCAUCCAGGAUGAAGUCGAGUCUUCGAUUAUGAGCGGAAUUCCCAGCGCAACUCAAUUCUGCGGAGAACAUCAGCACGACAGAAGUCUUCCGAACAAGCAGAAUGCCAUGUGCCACCAAAGGUCGGUCGCCGAGAUCAUCGACCAGCACGAGGAUUUCUCUCGGGCUGCGGGGAACGGUCCUUUGGGACGGACUCGAUUCAUGUUCUACCAGGAGAAAGCCCUCGCCGUGGCUCUGAUACUCCACCUGAGCGAGCCUGGAUUACAAUUCAGCCGUCAGUAUUACGUGCUGCGGGCGUUGGAACACUACCUGACAUUCGACCUGUCAGCGAACAUGCAAAUCACUGUGAUAGUUUACGGCAAGGUGCCUUGCGAAGUGGUGCUCCAUCGGAUACCGGCGCACGACGACAGCGUCAAAAAAGCCAUUGCGACAUUGAUUAACAACGCCGACAUGGAGGCGCAAGGAAAUUCAACGCUAGAAGACGCCCUGAGGAUCGCCUUGAGAUCCUUGAACGACACGAGCGAGAUAAUGGAGAGGGUUCCUCGUGACAUCUUCUCCCAACGCGUUUUCAUCAUCGGCGACGGUGUUCUGAGACAGGAUUUCGACGAUUCCGUCCGUCAAAGUUAUCUCGACAACGGCGUCCGCGUCUCGUCCAUCGUGUUUCCAGCGCCGCCAGAACCCCACAAGAGAUCGAACACCCUCGACGAGUUCGUGACGAGUACCGGAGGUCGGACGAUCGCUAUCGACGAUACACCCAUCGACGAUGCCAUAACGCUGACCGCCCUCCAACAGUUGUACGACGCCCUGUACUUCAGCACGUAUGGCGGACUCUCCGACCAGGAUUACGAAAGUCAAACCCAAAUCUUGGAGAAGGAGUUCUACGGAAAAGAGCAAGGCGAUAUGGUGUUCGAAUUUUACGUCGACCCCUCUCUGGACAACGAUCUGCGAGUGAGGAUACUGGGUCACAAUUUCGGCGUCGAUCGGGCCUGGGCCGUUUCCUCCAAGGACGUAGUACUCUUCGCCCCUGAGCAUAACGGCAAGAAGACCUAUACGAUACGAGAUUACAAAUUCGUGUUCACGGAGGCCCGGUUCUGGUACUACGAGUUCCGGAUACCCGAUCCUAUCGUCGGUGUCUGGAGACUCGAGACCAAAUCUCGACGAGACACCAAGCAACCGAUCAUCAUCACCGCGUCGGCCAAACCGUCCCGGGAGGACGAGGAGCCGAUCCGAGUGGAAAUCUGGAUCUCACAGCCCAGUCAUAACGUCAGUCUGCAACACGACGGACUCGUGGUGUACGCCAAAGUGGGGCGCGGUGGACGCCCCGUGGUCGAUGCAAGGGUGGUCGCCAAGAUCACUCUUGUGUCGGACCAAACCGAGCCGACACUCUGCGUCGACCUUAAAGAUAACGGGGCUGGGGAUCCGGAUAUCACGAAGGACGACGGCGUAUAUUCGAGAUUCAUUGAUGGUAUCAAGAAAACCGGAAGAUAUAGACUCAUUGUCGAGGCUAAAAGCGACGGAAACGCCGCGGUUCUACGCAGCGCUACUGUUCCUGAUGACACCGUCCCCCACACCCCUUGUUGCGGGAGCGCAAUAAUGCGAACGGCCCUAAACACUACGAAACCGUUUUCACGUCGCGUCCUCUACGGCUCGUUCUUCGUGACGCAGCUGCAUCGCGAGAAACGCGACGGAGAGAUCGCAGCACCCUGGGCGCACCCGUCCCGAGUGCUCGAUCUCCGUGUAGUCUACUUGCAAUCCAAUCCUCCAGGUGUCGGCCUCGCUUGGACCGCGGUAGGCAACGUCCGAGAUGUGGGGAAAGCCGGUUCGUACAUCGUCAAGAAAUUCUACAAACGAGACGAUGCGCUCACGCAAUUCGAUAGCCACGGCGAGGAGCUCACGUCCGAAGAUCUGGACAACGCUCUCGCGUCGCCUCGGGAGGCCGGUUCUCGAGAACAGCUUUUCAUCAAGACUCGCAACCAGGUUAUGCCGUUUUACUUCGCGCUCAAGGUCAACAGUUCGUACGGGACGCUGUCGCCGGUGUCGAACGUCGUUGCCAUACACGUCAUGCCUUCGGCCGUGCACGGAAACAGCAUUUCGUCGGUCAUCAAAUCGCUAGGGAAGGGCGGUACUCAGAAAGAAUUUCCUCACGAUCGUGAUUCCCAGACCAACUACGAAAACGAACGAAUGGCGGCGGUGCUCGCAUACCCCUCGUUGCCUGUGGUCCUUGUCUUGAUAUGCUGCAUGGCGUGCGUCAGUUUCGGUUGUUGUUACAUCACGAGAGCGAAAUGCAAGUCAGCGCACGACGAUCAGAUCGAGAAGAAGCUUUCUGAAGUGGCCGCCCACAACGGCCACAAUGUCAACAAGAGCGCCAACCCGCCCGACUCGGACUCGUCCGCGGGCUCGAGAACCGGAUCCCUCACCAAGGACUGCGGGAACGGCGGCAACGGCCACCAUCUCACGUCGGGGGUGAUCGGACACACGAUCGGACCACCGUCGCCCGCCACCGCCCUCCCCAUCCACUCACACAAUUCGAUGGGCCCGCUAUCCCACGGUAUUCCGGGCUCGGAUAUUAUCAUCACCACGUCGCAAAGUCAAUCGGGGCUCAGCCACGUGAACUCAUGGCCUGCGGAGGUGCUCCUCGAGCAUUAUAGCAAGGUCCAAGAAGCCAAACAACGCAACGAAAUUCCGCCGUCGGUGUUGACGCUGCAUUCGCCUCACGCCCAUAUUACCGAUGACUCUAUCAAUUCGUCGAACCCGAGUCUUUACAGCACAAUGGACUCGUUCAGGCGGCAACCCACCCAUCAGCCCGGAGUUUUCGCGCCCUACUACGGCAACCCACCGAUGUUGCUGCCGGCAGGAGUGCAGGUGUCCCGCAACAUCACGCAGGUUUAA